This is a messenger RNA of Juglans regia (Persian walnut), 1878 nucleotides long. Its product is annotated as eukaryotic translation initiation factor 3 subunit F-like. Gene Ontology annotation, cellular component: eukaryotic translation initiation factor 3 complex, eIF3m. Bases 381 to 896 code for a protein of 171 amino acids. The transcript has a single exon. Gene Ontology annotation, molecular function: ATP binding; translation initiation factor binding; translation initiation factor activity. Lineage: Eukaryota; Viridiplantae; Streptophyta; Magnoliopsida; Fagales; Juglandaceae. The record is from RefSeq and is a predicted model, not a curated record. Gene Ontology annotation, biological process: mismatch repair; translational initiation.
GCCACUGGCCCACCAUACUUCAGAACUCCCUUCAGAACUCAGGAGUUCGACACUUCGCUUCUCCACUUCGAAUACCUCUCACGUGUGCUAGGGCUCGUCUUCUUCCCUUCCUCUGUCUUGCCUUCACCCGUCCUUCACGCUUCCACCUUCAGAUUUGAGCCGUCGUUUGUUACAAAUAUCCUUGAAAAAUCUCAUCAUACAAUACUAUCUCUCUCAUAGCAUACAAUUUCAUUACCAGUAUCUUCAACCCACUCCCGGACAUUGGCACUCUUCUUGGCUCCAUCUCGCCUGAUGUCACCGUUGAAAUCCGAAACUCAUAUGAUGUCCUUCACAGCGAGUUCUCGGGCCAGAUUGCUUUGAAUAUCGAGUAUCAUCACAAUAUGUUAGUAUCCCACCAAAAAGUGAAUCUGAAAGAAGUCAUCGUUGAAUGGUAUUCAACUGAUCUUGGAGUUACCGGCGGUAAUGCACUGAUUCAUGAAUUUUAUUCCAGCAAAGUUCCCAACCUUGUUCAUUUGACUGUCGAUACAGGAUUCAGGAAUGGACAGGGCACGAUAAAAGCUUAUGUUUCUUUCAAUUUGCCACUUGGAGACCAGCAGCUUGCUGCACAAUUUCAGGAGAUUCCUCUGGAUCUUCGUAUGGUAGAAGCUGAACGAAUUGGAUUUGAUAUUCUAAAAACAACUGUGAUUUUGAGCUUGUCACCUGCUGAGUUGCUUCUUGGGAAGCCUCUCUAUAAGCAAACGGAGAAGUCGUUACUUGCUUAUUCUGGACCCUCUUUAGAUGUUCCUGUGGAGCAUGCCUCAGGAGAAUACUUCAAAGAUGGUGGUGCGUCGGAUAAAAGAUAUGCGUGGUAUGGAGCUUCAUCCAAAGGUGUAGCGGGAGUUUUCAGCACUAAGUAAGGUUUCAGGGUUGGAAACUUAUGGUACUUGUAUAUGCUUCUCAUCGGUGGGUUUACCCCAUAUAAGUGCACAUAUGAGUUUUCGAUGCUGAUCAAUGUUUUAGAAUGGAUGUCCCUAUUUUGCGCCUAACCUGUUCGAUAAAAUGCCUGAAAAACUCUUGCGGAUUGGAACUCAAUGAAUUAUGGGUUCUGGAAGUUGGGGUCUUGUAGAAUUCACAAAAACGCUGGGCUGGAUUAUGUGGAUCGAGGUGCAAUAGCAAGCAAUGGUGUAAAUGGUAGACUUGGGACUUGCACGGAUAGUGGCAUUUAUUCUUUGGGUAGUAGAAUUCAGUGGGAUUUUAACUUGAAUAAUUUCCAAGAUGGUGUUCUAUUUCCUGCCUUUAUCGUUGGACUUCUUGUAGCUUCUCCAAUAUUUGCAUCCUUAGCAAGGAGCCACAGUCCUUUUAGGCUCGUUGGAGUUGGGUCAUCAGUUUGGACAUUUGUUGUCGCUGGGUGUGGCAGUUCAUUUGAAAUUUGGUCCCUUGCAAUAUGUCGCAUGCUGGUUGGUGUUUGCAGCAUCUAUAAUCAUGCCUGGUGGUUUUGUUGGUACUUGAGGUGACCCACAUGAUCAUGAAGGCUCUACAGUUUUGAGGAGAAAUGCUGCUUUUAAAGUGUUCAUUAUUAUUGAUGCCAUAUCCUUGGUGUUAUUUAGUUUUUCUAUUGUUUUCCAUCUACUCAUUCCACUUUUGUUCAAAGUGUUAUGAAUCUGAUGAAACUCACUACGCUUUUCUCAGCUAGGUCUUCCAGUUUAUUUUGAUGGCAAUGGGAGCAAUAGUGCUGGCAUUUAUCACAGUUGCAUAUGUUGUGUUAGCGCAUUCCUUAGAUCUUGUCGUUACCACUUGUGUUAUUGGCUCAUGCUUCUUCCUCAUCGUCUCUUUUAUACGCGGAAUGUAUAAGGAGGAUCUAGGUUUAGUACAUCAAUGAAUGAGUUAUUCUAUUUUCAA